This is a messenger RNA of Sesamum indicum (sesame), 2227 nucleotides long. Its product is annotated as dehydratase family. Gene Ontology annotation, biological process: branched-chain amino acid biosynthetic process. Gene Ontology annotation, cellular component: chloroplast stroma. Gene Ontology annotation, molecular function: dihydroxy-acid dehydratase activity. NCBI's taxonomy places the organism in Eukaryota, Viridiplantae, Streptophyta, Magnoliopsida, Lamiales, Pedaliaceae. The record is from RefSeq and is a predicted model, not a curated record.
CGACUGCCCACAAUCCCUUACCCUGUCACUACCACUGCCACUUCCAUCCUAAUUCCUCUCCUAAACCCUCUGCCGCCGCCCGCCGCCCGCCGCCAUGCAGUCGUCUUUCUUAGUAUCUCAGCCACUAUCCGCCUUCUCUCUCAAAACCCAUUCUCCACCAUCUUCAGCUCGCCCCAGAGCAACCCCCUCGUUCACUAUCCGUGCCUCCACCACCACCAUAGAAACCGCCGCCCCACAACCACCGUCAGCGACCACCCAAAAACUCAACAAGUACAGUUCAAGAAUCACGGAGCCCAAGUCACAGGGCGGCUCCCAGGCGAUUCUCUAUGGCGUGGGUCUAUCAGAUGAGGACAUGCACAAACCCCAAGUGGGGAUUUCGUCGGUUUGGUAUGAAGGGAACACUUGCAAUAUGCAUUUGCUGAAGCUUGCGGAGGCUGUUAAGGAAGGUGUUAAGGAGGCUGGAAUGGUGGGGUUUAGAUUUAACACAAUCGGUGUGAGUGAUGCUAUUUCGAUGGGAACUAGAGGGAUGUGUUAUAGUUUGCAGUCAAGAGACUUGAUUGCUGAUAGCAUUGAGACUGUCAUGGCUGCUCAGUGGUAUGAUGGCAACAUUUCCAUUCCGGGUUGCGACAAAAAUAUGCCAGGCACAAUAAUGGCUAUGGGACGACUGAACCGGCCAAGUAUUAUGGUUUACGGUGGAACAAUUAAGCCUGGUCAUUUUCAAGGUCACACAUAUGACAUAGUAUCUGCCUUCCAGGUUUAUGGGGAGUAUGUGAGUGGUUCAGUAAAUGAUGAACAAAGGAUGAAUGUAGUUCGUAAUUCAUGCCCUGGAGCCGGGGCAUGCGGUGGAAUGUAUACGGCAAAUACAAUGGCUUCAGCUAUUGAAACAAUGGGAAUGACUCUUCCUUACAGUUCUUCAACCCCUGCUGAAGAUCCUCUCAAAUUGGAUGAAUGCCGCCUUGCCGGGAAAUAUCUGCUAGAUUUGAUUAAAAUGGACUUGAAACCACGGGACAUCAUCACUCCGAAAGCCCUACGUAAUGCAAUGGUCAUGGUCAUGGCACUUGGUGGAUCUACCAAUGCAGUUUUACAUUUAAUUGCGAUUGCUAGGUCCGUUGGUCUGCAGUUAACUCUUGAUGAUUUCCAAAAGGUCAGCGAUGAGGUACCUUUCCUUGCAGAUCUUAAACCUAGUGGAAAGUAUGUGAUGGAGGAUGUACACAAGAUUGGAGGUACUCCUGCAAUCAUUCGCCAUUUGUUGGAGCUUGGGUUUUUAGAUGGAGAUUGUAUUACAGUUACGGGACAAACUUUGGCUGAAAACGCGAAGUUAUAUCCAUCGCUGCCGGAAGGUCAGCAAAUAAUUAGACCCUUGACAAACCCAAUCAAAGAAACCGGUCACAUUCAGAUAUUAUACGGCAACCUAGCACCUGAAGGUUCUGUUGCAAAGAUCACAGGGAAAGAAGGGUUAUACUUCUCAGGCCCUGCACUUGUAUUUGAAGGAGAGGAAUCUAUGAUUGCAGCUAUCUCUGAAAACCCAACGAGUUUUAAGGGAAAAGUAGUCGUUAUUAGAGGAGAGGGGCCCAAAGGGGGACCAGGUAUGCCUGAAAUGCUGACCCCAACAAGUGCAAUAAUGGGGGCCGGGCUUGGCAAGGAAGUUGCGCUGCUAACAGAUGGAAGGUUUUCUGGAGGUUCACAUGGAUAUGUGGUCGGCCACAUCUGCCCUGAGGCACAGGAAGGGGGUCCACUUGGUCUGAUCGAGAAUGGGGACAUUAUUACCAUAGAUAUUCAAAAGAGGAGAAUGGACGUAAAUCUAACUGACGCAGAGCUGAACGAGCGCAGAAAGCGGUGGAUGCCACCACCUUACAAGGCUGAGCGAGGAGUUCUUUACAAGUAUAUUAAGAGCGUGCAGUCGGCCUCAAAUGGAUGUGUUACUGAUGAAUAAAAGAGAGGCAGCUUCCAUUGAAAGGCAUAUAGAGACCAGUUGAGGCUGUUUACAAUUACUCAGAUUCACUCUAAUUUUUUGUAUUAGGACCGAUCGGUUUUGUUUAGCUUUAUGAUUUUUCUCUUUAUGGGGUUCGAUUCUUUUUGCUUGUUGUAAGCUUUAGUUGCUUCUUGAUCAGCCAUUUCUAUCGAACUGUCUAUGAAGCGAAGUUCUAUCUACGUGCACAUCAUUACGUUACUGCAUUUGCAGUUUGUUGCCAGAAGCUUAAGGUAAAUUUUAGAGAUUUUGGUGGAA